This is a messenger RNA of Penicillium canariense, 228 nucleotides long. RefSeq lists its product as uncharacterized. The record is from RefSeq and is a predicted model, not a curated record. The transcript has 4 exons. NCBI's taxonomy places the organism in Eukaryota, Fungi, Ascomycota, Eurotiomycetes, Eurotiales, Aspergillaceae. Bases 1 to 228 code for a protein of 75 amino acids.
AUGGGUAACGGAGCCAAGGCCUCGAUGAAGCGCGAGCGCAAUGCCGCAGACAAGGGCAAGACUGCCAAGUCGCAGACCAAAUCCAAUGAGAAGGCCAUGACCAUUCAGUGCAAGGUCUGCUUGCAGACCUUCCUGCAGACUACCAAAGCUCCUGCUCUCCUGGAGCACGCCUCCAAUAAGCACAAGAAGGGCUUAGCUGACUGCUUCCCUGGCGUUACUCCCGCAUAA